Messenger RNA from Camelina sativa (false flax), 3316 nucleotides. RefSeq lists its product as uncharacterized. The record is from RefSeq and is a predicted model, not a curated record. Lineage: Eukaryota; Viridiplantae; Streptophyta; Magnoliopsida; Brassicales; Brassicaceae.
GUAUUUCGCAAAUCUGUGCAAAAGAGAUGCAGAUUUUGCAAGUAAAAGACUCUAAAUAAGAUAGUAACAUGUUACCUAUCGACAACAAUGGAAAUGUAGCUCUCAGAUGGUUGAGCGCUCACUUAGCAUGCGAGAAGUUGAUUCCAUCACACUGGUGUGUGGCUAAUGGAGUGGACGGGAAGCAUAAAGUAAAUUGGCCUAAUUCACUUUAGCCUCGUGGUUAAACCAGCGACCAUACGUUCUUCAUGUAGCCCUUGCCAAAGACUAGCCUCUUCGUCAGCUUGAUGUCAAGAACGAUGGUCUACAUGCAUCAACUACCUGGUUUCAUCGACAAGUCUAAACCCGACCAUGUGUGCUUGCUUCGACGGUAACUCUAUGGCUUUAAGCAGGCCCCUGGGCUUGGUAUACUUGGUUUACUUCGGUCGCUCGACAGGUCGGUUUUCGACAAAGCCUCUACGAUAACUCUUUUUCCUUUAUGGUUCUGGUGCUACUAGGGCCUAUCUUUUAUUGUAUGUCGACGACAUUAUCCUCACGGCCUCAUCGCCGGCCUUAUUUGACAAGAUUGCCUCUCAUCUUGCUGCUGCAUUUGAUCUCACUGAUCUCGGGACUUCAUCACUUCCUCGGUAUUGCAGUCAAGUACAACAAAGUCGAUCUUCUUCUCAGCCAACAGAACUAUGCUGUUGACAUCCUCAACCGUGCCUCCAUGACAAACUGCAAUCCAUACAAUACUCCAGUUGAUACAGCCAACAAGCUUGUGGCUACGAAUAGUCCUCCGAUCUCUAACCCAUCUCUCUAUCGCAACCUUGUAGGUUGUAGACACAGGGUUUCACACAAUGAAUUUGUUUAAAGGGGGAAACAAAUUCACUUUAGAAUUCUCUCAAAGAAUCAGAUCAAAACUAGAAAUCAAAAGGGGAUUUUAGUCUCUUAAAGAACAAGCUAGAGUUUUGCUCAAGAACAAUGAAGAGGUUGAAUUAUUGUAUUAAUUGCUGGAUUCAUUACAAUGAAGGGAUUUCUCCUUUAUUUAUAGGCUUUCCUAGAUUACAGAAUAUAACUACUUUCCUAAUUGACUUGCCCAAGAUUAGGAAAGUUUCUUCUUUUUUGCUAGGUCAGCCGCCGGGCGACCUGAGUGGUCGGCUCCUUGCAUUCGAACUGGGCUUUUGACUCUAUUGGGCCUUCAUUCGAAGGCUUUCAUCCAACAGUGAAUAAAAUUCUCGGUUUAAAUAACUGGUUUAACUUAUUGGUUUAGAUCGGUAUGAUAGGGGUGCCAAUUCCCGACCAACAAUUGGUCCCCCCCCCCAAUUCGGUAUAUUCGAAAAUCAAUUCGAAUGUUCGAACUAUAGGAAGAGAAUAUUUGAUCUAAACUAUAAGGAAAACAAAUUCAAUUUACCCGGAUUUUGCGCACCGUUUCACCAUCCAUUGCUAACUUGACACAUGUCGCACGCGUCGCUUCAAUCAGUUCGGAAGCUGAAAAGUCGCGUAGGUUGAGUAGGUCAUUAUGACUCCGCGUAGGGUUGCCGCCCACUCGCUUCUAUAAAUAUCCAACUCCCCUCUUCAUUUUCACUUUUUGCCAAACCGUUGAAGGUAUUUGCUCUGUUUUCUCUCUUCUUUUUGCAUCUAUUAUAUAUUUAUUUUUCUGAAUUUCCUUCCACACUCUUCGGCGACCUGCUAUGGCCAACAUCCCGGCUCCCGUUUCCUCGUAUGGUACGGAGGGCGACCAACUAAUCCACCGAAAUUCCAAACAAAAGCUUCCUUAGUCUGUUCGAUCGGACCGCGGUAAGAGGGAAACGCCGAACAUUCUUCAGAUCCCAGAUCGGACGAAGCCCCUUCCCUGGAGAUUCUGCCCCUGACCGGUGAGGCGGGUCACAUGAAUCGUGGUAAUGCUGAAACGGCUUCCGGCCUGCCUUUGGACGAUCUGAACGAAGAAGAAUCUAGAUUUGUAUCAGGCAGGGUCAUGAUAGAAGAAAUCCCUCCAAGUCUUGACCAUCGAGAUCGGAUUGGAGGCGAAAAGUAGUGUCAAGUCCGUUCGUACGAUGCUGAAUUCAUGUGGCCUCAAUAAUUGCGGUGUCUUAUCAUCUCUGGAGAGCAUCAACGUCCAUGGAACCCACCCAAAGGGUUUAUCUGCUUAUACGAGGGUUUCUUCACUCAGUGUCGAUUAUGGUUUCCCCUCCCGAGUUUGCUUACUCGAUGCACCCUUCGACGCCAAAUCUCGAUCUGUCAACUCACUCCUGGAAGUGUUUGUAAUUUCGUCGCAGCCCUCACUAUUUCUGCCAAAGCCGGGAUUUACAUCGGUGUUGAAUGCUUCGAGCAAUUAACAAAUUUCAAAAACUCAUAAGGGAAUCCUUCAUGGGUAGUUAACAUGAGGCCGGCACACAAUUUCCUUCCGGGUGAAAAAGUCAGUAACUUCAAGAAGUGGGCUGCUCGCUAUUUCUUUGUCCGAGUAGAUGACCGUUCCUUUGAGAAUCCGAGAUGCGGCAGGCGAAGAGUGCGGAAUAACUCACCUGGCCGCCCCCCUUUAGCUCAUAAAUUAGCUCCUGAAUUCAAGCUAGUCAGGGACACAAUCUUCGCAGGGGUUGAUUGCAGGUGGGAUUGCAUUACCAGACGACGCGUUGAAGAAGCUAUGGGGAAAGCCAAAACUAGCUUUUCGAGUUUUGCUAGCGAGCUAGGCCAAUCAUCCAGGCCCCUAGUGACCAUAAGUGCUGACGCUAGUGGACUUCAAUCUAUCAAUCCGAAUAGCGAGCAUGUCAUCGACCUCGACUCAGAGCAAGUGGAGAACGAGUUUGUUGAUAUCAAAAACUUCGACGAUAGUCAGGUCGACCCUGACCCAAACCAUGGAAAUCCAUCUCCCGAUGAUCCGCUUCAACCCCCACAGGUCGAAUCCGUUGUCCCUGAGCAGCGCGCUCCCGAGCUGAGUAGAGGUGCCAGAAAGAAGAAAUCCAGGAGGGACAACAAGGAUAAAGGAAAAGGCAAAAGCUCCGAUCAAAAACAAAUCGGAAACGUUAUGCAGACGACGCCGAGCUUGAAACCUACGAUCAUUUUUGAGUAAAGUGAGCGAAUAACCGAUCUUACCAAUUCGCCUUUGAUUACUUCGGGGAUGGUCCUCUCGUUUGCAACCAGGCAGCUGCUGAAGAACUCUGCAGGAAUCUGAAGAUAUCCUCGGUCAUCCUGCCACCGGUAGACGAGCUGGAAUUUCCUGAAGAAUUCCUCAAGGUCGCCCAAUCUGCACUUCAGACCGCCGCUUACGCCAGUUCUUUGGCCCUGGCAUACGACAGGCGAGUGAUAACUCUCUAAUUUGCAUGAUUUUAACAUCCUUUUUUAU